UCGUUCGCCUCGCCGCUGAAACGAAAUCCCAAAUCCCGUUACACAGAGCAGGAGGAGAGGGAAGAGAAAUACCGCUGCCAUCCCGUUCCGUUCGGGCCCCUCCUCCCGUUCGUAAACACAGGCCCCGGGAGCAGAGAGUGAGACAGAGAGAGAUGGGAGAAGAGACCCUCGUGGCCAUGCCGCUCGCGCCCCACCACCACCACGCCCGCCUCGACGCGCUCCCCCACCACCUCGCCCCCGCUCCACCGCCGCCGGAGCCAACGGCUGCGGACAAGAAGGAACGGGAUCGUCCCUCUGAAGGCGUCGUCGAGCCGCCGACGCGAGUCCCGCGGCCUGAGACCCCGCCCGGGCUAGCAACCGUGGCGGGCGCCGGCGAGGUGGAGGAGGAUGUGUACUACGCGCGCAAGAUGCUGCAGGGCGUGGUGCUUCGACCGCCGCCGCACCUGCCGCAGCCGGAGGCGCCGCCGGGGCUGGCCAGGGUGCUCUCCGCGCCCACGCCGCACGGCUACGCGGGAGAGGAGGAGGAGGAGGAGGAGGAGCAGAGGCCCGUGGAGCGGUCCGCCUCCGCAAACUCCGCCGGCACGCCCGUCGUGGACGUGGCGUCCAUCGGGCGGUUCUUCCGCGACCGCCGCGACGUGCUGUCCUCGGCCAUCACCCGCCGCAUCUCGUCGCUCAAGGAAGCCUCGCCGUCGUCUCCCGCGGUCGACACCUGCAGCGUGCAGGAGAUCCACCUGCCCAACGUGAAAGUCACCGUGCGCCUCAAGGACGCGAUCGCCGCCGACGCCGCCGAGGACGAGGCCACCCUCGGAGGCGGUUGCGACGACGGGUAUUCCUUCUCGGGCACCCACAUCAAGGGCCGGGUCAGCUUCUUCUCCCGCUCGGGCUGCCGUGACUGCGCCGCCGUGCGCUCCUUCUUCCGGCAGUCCGGUCUGCCCUACGUCGAGAUCAACCUCGACGUGUUCCCGGAGCGCGAGGCCGACCUCGCCUCCCGCGCGGGCGCCGCGGCCCGCGUGCCCCAGAUCUUCCUCAACGAGAAGCUCCUGGGUGGGCUCGUCGUGCUCAACUCCCUGCGCAACAGCGGCGAGUUCGAGCGCCGCGUGCGCGACCUUGCCGGCAGGCGGUGCCCCGACUCGGCGCCGCGGGUACCCGUGUAUGGGUUCGACGAGUCUGGCAAGGAGGAGGAGGAGGACGACGCCAUGGUAGGCAUCGUGAGGGUGCUCCGGCACCGGCUGCCUAUCCAGGACAGGUUCGUCAGGGUCAAGCUCGUCAAGAACUGCUUCUCCGGCGCGGACAUGGUCGACGGCAUCGUGAACCAUUUGGAGUGCAGCAGGAAGAAGGCUGUGGAGAUCGGCAAGGAGCUCGCAAGAAAGCACUUCAUUCACCAUGUCUUCAGAGAGAACGACUUCGAAGACGGCGGCCAGAACCUGUACCGGUUCUUGGAGCACGACCCUGCCGUCCCCAAGUACUACAACUUCCGGGGUUCCACCAACGACGGCGAGCCCAAGCCGGCCGCCACCAUUGGGCAGAGGAUGACCAAGAUCAUGGUCGCCAUCCUGGAGGCCUACGCCUCCGACGACCGCCGCCACCUCGACUACAGCCGCAUCGCCACCAGCGAGGAGUUCAGAAGAUAUGCGAACCUGGUGCAGGAGCUUCAGCGGGCGGACAUGUCCGCGCUCCCUGCCGAGGAGCGGCUGCCGUUCUUCCUGAACCUGCACAACGCGAUGGCCAUCCACGCCGUGAUCAGGAUCGGACAGCCGGGGGCUGUCGACUGGCGGCCCUUCUUCGUCGACUUCCAGUACGUCGUCGGCGGGCACCCCUACUCCCUCGCGGCGAUCAGGAACGGCAUCCUCAGGGCCAACCGGCGGCAGCCCUACACGCUGGCCAAGCCGUUCGGCUCCAACGACCGGAGGCUCGAGCUGGCGCAGCGACGGGCGAACCCGCUGGUGCACUUCGCGCUGUGCGACGCGACGCGGUCCAGCCCGAUCGUGCGGUUCUACUCGUCGCAAGGCGUGGAGCCGGAGCUCCGCCACGCGGCCAGGGAGUUCUUCCUCCAUGGCGGCGUGGAGAUCGACCUGGAGAGCCGGACCGUGCACCUCACCAGGAUCAUCAAACGGUACAGCACUGAUUUUGGGCAGGACAGGGACAUCCUCCGGUGGAUCCUCAACUACCUGGACCCGACCAAGGCCGGGCUCCUGACGCAUCUCCUGAACGACGGCGGCGCGAUCAACAUCUCCUACAUGAACUACGACUGGUCACUGAACGUUUGAGCUGAAUUCACCAGCCGAGUCUACAUGUGCAUACGGUGCCGGAACUUGGGGCAGUGCCACGAUACACUCAGAGUCAGAUUUGCAGUCUGUUGGAUUGGCGAUUGGCGAACAGGACGAAUCAUUGAGCACACAGGUCAUCAGCAAAUGGAGCUUAAUCUGUAGGGGAAAGUCCUUUUGAAAGUGAUCGGUAGAUGGAACUAUCAACUAUGGAAGUCUGAAGUUGUAUAGUACAUAUAAUUGUGAGCUCCUGUGGGAGGAAAGGAAACGCAGUGUGUGCUGUGCGUGUUGGUCGCUUUUUUGUCAACGAAGGGUGUAUGCAUUUUGGUCAUGAUAGUUGAGUGUCAUUGUGUUGUAACGAAAAUAAAAAUUAUACAAGAUAAUAUUAAAUAUAUAAAAAACUAUUGUUUAUAUCAA
Molecule: messenger RNA, 2681 nt
Organism: Phragmites australis (common reed)
Lineage: Eukaryota; Viridiplantae; Streptophyta; Magnoliopsida; Poales; Poaceae
Exons: 6
Coding region: 153-2267 (704 amino acids)
Biological process (GO): intracellular signal transduction
Source: RefSeq, a predicted model, not a curated record